Gopherus evgoodei (Goodes thornscrub tortoise) is the source of this 84-nucleotide messenger RNA. RefSeq names its product tumor necrosis factor ligand superfamily member 6-like. The transcript has 2 exons. The annotation marks the transcript as partial. The record is from RefSeq and is a predicted model, not a curated record. Lineage: Eukaryota; Metazoa; Chordata; Testudines; Testudinidae.
CUUCCCCCACCCCGGCCCAGCAUCCCCCCCCUCCCCACUCCUCUUCCCCCACCCCGGCCCAGCAUCCCCCCCCUCCCCAUCCCU